This is a messenger RNA of Hippopotamus amphibius kiboko, 1577 nucleotides long. RefSeq names its product serpin B8. Gene Ontology annotation, biological process: negative regulation of endopeptidase activity. The record is from RefSeq and is a predicted model, not a curated record. Gene Ontology annotation, cellular component: cytoplasm. The transcript has 7 exons. Bases 326 to 1450 code for a protein of 374 amino acids. Gene Ontology annotation, molecular function: serine-type endopeptidase inhibitor activity. NCBI's taxonomy places the organism in Eukaryota, Metazoa, Chordata, Mammalia, Artiodactyla, Hippopotamidae.
AGUAGCCCAGGUUUCUAGAAGGUUUAAUAGCAACAAGUGUAGGACAUAUAAAAAUUUUCUAAAAUUAUAAUAAUAUGCUGCAAAAACUUUUCACAACUUGCAGCAAGGUGCCUGCUGAGAUUUUGCUCUCACUGUCCCAUGGAGACUAUCUUCCUUGACAAGUACGUUCGAAAAGGAUGGCUUCUAAGGACUUGAGAAAGAUUGUCUCGGGUUGUAAAACAGGAAAGAGGCUUUUCAAAAUGUUUACCUCUCAAAGGAGCAGAGAAGAACUUAUGGCAAGAAACUGCCUAAAGGAAGUGCCUUAAGGAAAGAGAGGCCUUCACUGAUGGAUGACCUCUCUAAAGCAAAUGGCACUUUUGCCAUCAACUUAUUAAAAAUGUUGGGUGAAAAGGACAACUCGCGAAACGUGUUCUUCUCUCCUCUGAGCCUUUCCUCUGCCCUGACCAUGGUCUUAAUGGGGGCCAAAGGAAACACUGCAGCCCAGGUAUCCCAGGCACUUUGUUUGAACAAAGUUGGAGAUGUUCACCAAGGUUUCCAAUCACUUCUCAUGGCAUUGAACAAAUCUGGCCCUCAGUGCUUGCUUAGAACUGCCAACAGACUCUUUGGAGAAAAGACGUGUGAUUUCCUGCCAGCUUUUAAGGAAUCCUGCCAGAAGUUCUAUCAGGCAGACCUAGAGGAGCUGCCCUUUGCUGAAGACGCUGAAGAAUGCAGGAAACACAUAAAUGACUGGGUGAUGGAGAAGACUGAAAAAAAGAUUUCAGAUAUACUGGGUGCUGGGGCAGUCGGUCCUCUGACCAAGCUGGUCCUUGUGAAUGCGAUCUAUUUCAAAGGAAAGUGGAACGAGCAGUUUGAUAGAAAGCACACGAGGGGAAUGCCCUUUAAAACCAACAAGGAGAAGAAGACAGUGCAGAUGAUGUUUAAGGAAGCUAAAUUUAAAAUGGGGUAUGUAGAGGAGGUGCAUGCCCAGGUCCUGGAGCUGCCCUACGUCGGGGCGGAGCUGAGCCUGCUCAUUCUGCUGCCUGAUGACAACAUGGAUCUCGCCGUGGUGGAGAAAGCACUUACAUAUGAGAAGUUCAGAGCCUGGACAAAUCCAGAAAAGUUGACUAAGGAUAAAGUUCAAGUUUUUCUUCCCAGAUUAAAGCUGGAGGAGAGUUAUGACUUGGAGGCUUUUCUUCGAAGUUUAGGAAUGACUGAUGCUUUUGAGGAAGCUAAGGCAGACUUUUCUGGAAUGUCAGCCAAGAAGAACAUGCCCAUAUCCAAGGUCGCCCACAAGUGCUUUGUAGAGGUCAAUGAGGAGGGCACCGAGGCAGCUGCGGCCACUGCCGUGGUCAGGAACUCCCGGUGCAUCAGCACUGAACCAAGAUUUUGUGCAGACCACCCUUUCCUUUUCUUCAUCAGGCAUCAUGAAACCAACAGCAUUUUGUUCUGCGGCAGGUUCUCUUCUCCAUAAAGAGGAGUGAUCGCUGUACAUCACUCUUCUCACUUCUGCCCACCCUACCUUACUUCAAAUUCCCUGUGGCCAAAUGGGUGCGGUGGUUUGGAUGCCAAAAUAAAGUGUGAUUGUGAUAACAGGACCC